GAGCCUCCCACUCCUCUCUCCCCACUUCCAAGUGGAACACUUGUGAGGAUAUUGGGACAGAAGAAUGGCUUUGGCUGUGAACAGCUUUGCUCUCCUGCUGGUAGUUGUGGCUGGAUUUUGCAUACAGCUCUAUCAAGGUCAUGACUUUCCGGGUCGUUGCUCAUGUCACAAUACAAUCAAAUUCAUCAAAGGCAAUAUGUCAGAUUUCCAAGUGCUUGAAAAGAGACCCGGCUGUGAUAAAACAGAACUGAUUGUAACUAUGAACAGGCCAGACAAUGCCACUGAAAAGAUCUGCAUGAACACUGAGGGAAGGAUGGCCAAGGCUUUUUUUAGGUGCUGGGACAGGAUAAACAAAGAUGAGAACCGGAAGAUGGAGUGCAUCGAAAGAAAAAGAAAGGCAGAGUGAAUGUCAUGUGCAGGGAAUCUCCAAGGAAGGAACUGCACCAGCAAUCCCAAAGUCACAUGAAUAUCGAGGCAGACAAGCGCAAGAAUGGUGAGAAAUGAGUUGAGGGGGAAAAAAAUAGUAGACUAGAAAAGCUGCAGAAGGAGCCAGGAAGGGGAUACAAUGCAUCUUAGAAUGGAAGUGAAGGAGUUCAGGGGUUAUAUACACAAAUGUAUGAUUUAUAACCCCAAAUCUGUGUAAAUCCACUGUUGCUAUCCAAUCACCUUGAAAUGUAAACUAUUUAUGGGAAUUUAUUUAUUUAUUUUAUAAAUGUUUUUUUUUUUG
Molecule: messenger RNA, 727 nt
Organism: Phycodurus eques (leafy seadragon)
Lineage: Eukaryota; Metazoa; Chordata; Actinopteri; Syngnathiformes; Syngnathidae
Gene: cxcl18b
Product: chemokine (C-X-C motif) ligand 18b
Exons: 4
Coding region: 65-406 (113 amino acids)
Biological process (GO): immune response
Cellular component (GO): extracellular region
Molecular function (GO): chemokine activity
Source: RefSeq, a predicted model, not a curated record